UAAUGCGGUCGAAAAUCGUGGACUGUGAGGUCGAGCCGAGUAAAAAUAUGAAUCCAAAGCCGGGCUUUCUGCGUCGUCAGUGGCGAAAAGUGAAGGGAGAAGUGUCGAAUGCUCUCUUAUCACAAUAUCGUCGAUGUGUGAUCCAAAUGAAGCGUUGCCUACGCGAGAAUACAGAUGUAGAUCAGCAACGAAGGAAAAGUCAGGCAAAGCUUCAUCCUCUUCCAGACCGCCCGUUGCGCCGAGUCGCCUCGAAGCUCAACCGAAAACCUACGAAUGAAAUCGCGAGGCUCCGAAAGAAAGGUGACGACUGGAAUGCAAAUGAUCUGUUCAAAUUCCAAUAUUCGGAUCCUGAAGAGGGAACUCCUGAAGAGAGAAAACAGUUGUGCUAUGAUUGGUUGGAUAGGCUGCACGAGAUUUCGAAAAAGUAUUGCUAUUUGGCGUGGUACGAAUCAGCGAUCUACGCUUGCUAUUACCGCCUGGCGCCGAUUUUGGUUGACCCUGUCGAGAAAAAGCGGAUCUGGCACGACGUGAAGCACGAGUACGCUGAGAUUUUCAUGAUGGGACGUCGGAUAUGGCGAAGGGCGAUUCAUCCGAGUCGUCUGAGAGUUUUCUAUGAUUUGGCAAUGCUUUGUGUACGAUUUGGUGAUAUGGAGAACGACGACACCGUGCCGAAAUUCAAGGAACUUAUGUCCGACUCGACAAAUUUCGACUUCAAAGUUCUCAACGAGACGGAGUUUAUCAAAUCUUUAGACAAGGUAAUCAAACUGGAAAACAUUGUAAUCGAUCAAUUCUACAAACGCCGCCGGAGCAGCGGGUCGAUCCGCUCUUCAUUCCGUUCCCGCCGCAACACGGAUUGCUCCCCAUCCCGACGAUCGGAGCAAGACUCGACACCAAUUCCACCGGCGAAACCGGAAGAUCAAGAUGAUGCCUGUAGUCUUGCAGAGUCCCUUCAACAAAUGUCAAUUAGCCUGCCGGCAGUGCCUGACGCAGAUUUCCCGCCGCAGCCGAAGAUCAGCACGUCCCUCACAAUUCCGACUAUUGUUGUCGAUGGACCCGACACCACGUCAUCCACAUCACGUACAAGUAGACCAAAUUCUCCCAGACUCGUCAGAUUUGACGAAUAACCUUUUAUUUCUCAUUGCGACGUGGCCUAGGAAUUUGAAAAACUAGGCCGCGUCGCAAAGUUGAGGGGAUUUUCAGUGAAAAAUCGUUUUCAAGUGAAAAUUUUGUGAUUUUCAAUUAAAAUUUUUUUAAUGGAUUAGCUUCGGCUUGGCCAUAGGCUUAGGCUUAGGCUUAAACAUAGGCUUUGGAUUGGGUUUAGGUUUAGGCUUAGCCUUAGUCUUAGGCUUAAGCUUAGUCUUAGGCUUAGGCUUAGGCUUAAGCUUCGACUUAGGCGUAGGCUUAAGCUUUUCUCACUAAUUUUUAGCUGAUUUUUGCAAUUUCAACGUUUAAAAAAGUGUAAAAUGUGGUUUUCGAGAUAUUUUUAGCAUUUGAAGCACUCGAAAAUUGUUUAAGACUGUUUUUUUCCACAUUUUCCGUCAUUUUAAGCAUUUUUUCGAAGUUUUGAAGAAAAAAAAUUCCAAAUUUAACCGCGAUUUUCAGCUUUUUUUUCUUUUUUUUUUUAAUUUUGCACAAUUUCCUGCUGAAUUUCUUCGAUUUUCACUGAAAAUUCCCCAAUUCCUCACUAAUUCUUUGCCACGUGGCAGAAAAAAACUUCCAGACGGGUCAUUAUUAGUACGGCUUAAUCCCCCCCCCAACCCAAUCUUCUCCCAUCCCAUCAUAUUUUGUUCCCCCCGAACUAUCAAUUCAAUUAAUGUGUGCUGUUAUAAUAAUGUGCCUUAUAUAUAUUUUUGUAUUGAAACAAUAAAACAUUCAUAAAU
Caenorhabditis elegans is the source of this 1880-nucleotide messenger RNA. RefSeq names its product DUF7758 domain-containing protein (gene Y41D4A.7). NCBI's taxonomy places the organism in Eukaryota, Metazoa, Nematoda, Chromadorea, Rhabditida, Rhabditidae. The record is from RefSeq and is marked reviewed. The coding region runs from base 3 to 1124 and encodes 373 amino acids. The transcript has 6 exons.